Messenger RNA from Calliphora vicina (urban bluebottle blowfly), 1677 nucleotides. It is a transcript of the gene dpr10, whose product is annotated as defective proboscis extension response 10. The transcript is spliced from 7 exons. Bases 57 to 1547 code for a protein of 496 amino acids. Gene Ontology annotation, cellular component: neuron projection membrane. The record is from RefSeq and is a predicted model, not a curated record. Lineage: Eukaryota; Metazoa; Arthropoda; Insecta; Diptera; Calliphoridae. Gene Ontology annotation, biological process: synapse organization.
CAAAUAAAACUAUUCUAAACAAUUUCAAAUCAUCCCAAAAUAAAGCAGCUGUCAACAUGAUUGCAUUUUUAACAUUAUUUCUCUAUAUGACAAAUUUAACAAUGGGCUAUCAAAGACUGUCUGGUAAUACGAAUCACAAUAAUGUUGAUCAGAAACCAACACAUUUACCACCGGGCCACUAUACACAUGGCCACAGAUGGAAUGAACCAUACUUUGACUUAACAAUGCCAAAAAAUAUUACAUCGUUAGUUGGCAAAUCGGCCUACUUAGGAUGUAGAGUUAAGCAUUUAGGAAAUAAAACGGUUGCCUGGAUAAGAAAUCGUGAUUUACACAUAUUGACAGUUGGCACAUACACUUAUACAACAGAUCAACGAUUUCAAACCUCAUAUCAUCGUGAUAUCGAUGAAUGGACAUUGCAAAUAAAAUGGGCACAACAACGUGAUGCCGGUGUCUAUGAGUGCCAAAUAUCGACCCAACCAGUAAGAAGUUUUUCCGUUAACCUAAAUAUUGUGGAUACACUUGAUACUGAACAAUAUGAUACGCUGCAACAGUUUUACAAUGACGAGUCAUUUGUUAUUUCAAAUGAUCGCAUUUAUCAGUCGGCCGAUGAUGAAUUUGCUGGAAUGUUUGGUCCCAUACAGCCUGUUGCUGUGCCAACAGCAACCAUACUGGGCGGACCCGAUUUAUAUGUUGAUAAAGGAAGUACAAUUAAUCUAACAUGCGUAAUAAAAUUUAGCACCGAACCACCAACACAUAUAUUCUGGUAUCAUCAAGAUAAGGUUUUAAGUGAGGAGAACUCAGGUGGCCGUCUUAAAUUCAAGACCAUUAAAGCCGAAGAAACAAAAUCAAUUUUACUUAUUGAUGAUGCAUCUCUUUUAGACUCUGGCAAAUAUUCAUGUUAUCCAUCAAAUACUGAAAUUGCCAGUAUACGGGUACAUGUGUUACAAGGAGAACGCCCCGAGGCAAUGCAAACGAAUGCAGCUGUAGCCUCUAAAGUGCAAACUUCAAACCCUUUUACAGCUAUUACCACAUUUGUGGCAACUUUAACAUUAUGGUACGCGCUAGCAAGGUUUGUUAAAAAUGUACAAAAUUUCAGCAACGGCAACAGCAGCAUUUCAACAAUAAAAGCUACAGCAGCCAGUAGCGAAAAUAAAAGUGGCAGCAAUUUCUACAAUAAUAAGAAAAGCAACAAUAAAAUAAACAACGGCUGUAGCAGCAACAUCAACAGCCAUAGCAAUAUUAAUAAUAGUAAAAGUGGUAAUUGUGCUACUACGGAUAAUGCAGACUACGAUGACGACAACGACAUCAGCGAUGACAGCGUCAGCGACGAUAAAGACGAUGAUAAUGGCAAUAAUGCUGAUUUUAUAACAACAAGUAAAAGUGAGGGAGAAUUUUGUAAAGAAAUAUGCAACAUCAACGUGGUUUAUUAUGGAGAACUUCAACGCCAGCAACUUCAACAUCAGCCCCAGCCACACAAUACCGUAGAAUAUUUUAAGAGUUUUAAUGUUAUUCUUAAGAAAUGGAAUCAAAGGCAUGCUUUGCGGUGAUUAAAUAAUUAACAAUCUAAAAUUACCAUAAAAAAUGGUAAUUACAAUGUAAUGUUGUUGUAAAUACAAGUAAUUGUAAUACUUUAUUUAUUUUAUACUUAGACAUUUUUUAUGUUGUGUUAAAACUUCA